GCUUCUCCUGAAAGACAGUUAAACAAUAUCUCCCGAAGAGGUAGUGAUGAUAGAGAGAGAGAGAGCGCGAAUAAAUCAGGACAUAGCCGCUGGUUCUUUUCCAUUUCUUGCUGCAUCUCAUCUCAAUCGUCCGUCUCCUCUACGGCGGUGGCUCUCCUAGCGUCUCCGCCGCCCGAUUCCCCGAUCUCUGAUGGGCUUAGGUGCUUAAGUUGAGACGAAGAAAGUUAAAAGCAUAUAGCUUCAUGGGCAUGAUUGCCAACAUGGAUCGAUAUUUGGGAAGCCCCAGAACCAGAUCAGCCAUGUAUACUAGAUUUUAGAUUUUUGCAGAAUUAGCAGAUGGUGUCUUCGAUGUAGCAGUUUCACUGAGUCUUUGUUUUUUUGCUGCAACCAUUCCGAUGUGAUAACUGAAGAAGCAAUUCAAGUUUCAUAUUUAUUGAUGAUAGUGAUGCUCAACGUGGUAUUUUCCCCACGUUCACUGCUGGCAUUUGAGAUUGGCGUCUGCUUGAGAGAGAAGCUCUCUGCUACUGCCAUCUCUGUUGCAAGCUCUGAGAACUAUAGCUUCUCCUUUUCCUUCCAUGUGUCCUGAUUUAGACCACUCUGUACAUUCAGAUAUGGCAGUUGCAACUUUUAGAGGAGCCCUUGCUGGUGAGUAUUGCAGGAAUAAGAAAUUGGAAAGAAAACCUUCUGGAAGGAGGCGUGUAUUUGUUCAGACUGAAACUGGCUUUGUUUUGGGUAUAGAAUUAGACAGGAGUGACAAUGCCCAUACUGUGAAGAGAAAAUUACAGCUUGCCCUAAAUGUCCCAACUGAAGAAAGUUCUUUGAUUUUUGGAGAUACGGUGUUAAAAAAUGAUCUCAGUACAGUUAGGAAUGAUUCUCCACUUCUUCUCACCAAGAAUUUUAUGCAUAGAAGCUCUUCUACUCCAUGUCUUUCACCUACAGGGAAGGAUCUUCAGCAGAGCGACCAGAGUGGUCCAAUUGAGAUAUUAGGAUUUUCAGAUCAUUUUGCUGCAGUAAAAGAACUAGUAAAGGAAAUUGUAAAGGCAAUGAGAACUGGAGUUGAUCCAAGUCCUAUUCAUAGUGGACUUGGAGGGGCAUACUACUUCAAAAAUUGCCAUGGCGAAAAUGUUGCUAUUGUUAAGCCCACAGAUGAGGAACCAUAUGCCCCUAAUAAUCCAAAAGGUUUUGUUGGCAAUGCUCUGGGGCAGCCAGGUUUGAAACGUUCUGUCAGAGUUGGGGAAACAGGUUUCAGAGAAGUAGCGGCUUACCUUCUUGACUAUGAUCACUUUGCUAAUGUGCCCUCAACUGCCCUUGUGAAGGUCACACACUCAAUAUUCAAUGUUAAUGAUGGGGUGAAGGGAAAUAAGCAUCCACAAAGGAAGCAGGUUAGCAAGAUUGCAUCAUUGCAGCAGUUUAUACCUCAUGAUUUUGAUGCCAGUGAUCAUGGGACUUCAAGCUUUCCAGUUGCUGCUGUCCAUAGGAUAGGGAUAUUAGAUAUACGGAUAUUGAACACGGACAGACAUGCUGGGAACCUCCUGGUCAGGAAGCUUGAUGGAAUUGGGAGGUUUGGUCAGGUGGAGCUUGUUCCAAUUGAUCAUGGCCUUUGCCUUCCAGAAAGCUUGGAGGAUCCAUAUUUUGAGUGGAUCUACUGGCCACAAGCGUCAAUUCCUUUUUCUGAAGAUGAGCUUGAGUAUAUUCAUUGCCUUGACCCCUUUCAAGAUUCUGAUAUGCUCCGAAGAGAGCUGCCCAUGAUUCGAGAUGCGUGCCUCAGGGUGUUGGUUAUUUGCACAGUUUUCCUUAAGGAAGCAGCAUCAUUUGGUCUCUGUCUUGCUGAGAUUGGUGAGAUGAUGAGUAGGGAGUUUCGAGGACACGAGGAGGAGCCUAGUGAACUUGAGCUUAUAUGCAUUCAGGCAAGGAGUCUGUUAAUAGAGACAGAAAAUCUUUCUUAUGAUGUGAAAACUGGAGAUGCUGAGGAAUUUCAGUUUGACAUUGACUGUGAUGAGGAGUUAAAUGUGAAUUUAAAUGUGGGAGACAAAUUGGAAAUGAAACCUCUUUGUUCCAGGUCAAGAGGUGGAAAUAGACAGCCACCUCUUUUCAAGCUGGUGGAGAGUAUGGAGGAGGAAGAGGAGGAAGUUGAAGAAAGGGAAGGAAAUGCAUUAAAUUUAAGCGUAGAAGAACAUGCUGACCCCACACAGGACCGGGCUCCAACUGUUUCAAAGAUGUCAACAUUGUUGAGAAGUAUUAGCAUUGGUGAGACAAGUUGGCGGCAUGAGGGUAUGAUGCAGAAAAGUGGGUAUUUGGCUGGAACAUCUUCUGGAAAUAGGAGUGUGAAUGAGCAGCUUCCUGCUAGCACUACUUUUGUGAAUCUGGCUGAUCUGACUGAACGGGAGUGGAUGCAGUACCUUGAUCAUUUCCAGAAGUUGCUCUCCUCAGCAUUUGCUGAUCAUAAAUCAGGGAAUGUUGGCCCAAGGCACAGACAGAGGCUUGGAACAUCUUGCCAGUUUUGAGCUGUUUAUCAAUAUAUCUUGUAAAUGUUGAAAUGGAAAUUAAAAAAAUGUUGGAACCAGAGAUUUGUAGGCAAUUGAUUUUGGUUUACAGGUCGUUCCUAAGGGGGACGGACUUGAUUUAUACGAUAUCAGAACUUUUGGAUGGUAAAACAUGGUCAUCAGUGGCUGAAUGUGAGGGCUAAGUUUUAAUUCAUCUAUAUGUAAUCUCUCUCUUUUGUUUUCUUUUUUGGUUGAAUUGCUCUAUCGUUAAUAUUGAGAGCGUUGAACAUAACAUAUAGGGAAGAAUAAGACAUGUAUAGUCAUGGUCGUCUUGUAGGAGGUGCAAGUGAUACACAAGUUUCAACUUAUUCUUAGGUUCUUGCUACGUGCUUCCUAUUAAAGUAGAGAUGAGAAUGUAAUGGCUGUAUGCCUCUUUAGUAUUCAGGUUCUAAUGUGCGUUAGUAUUGUGAUUACCUUUGUAGAUAGACUUGUAUUAAUAUCAAUAAAAACAAUAAUGUGAACAUUUUGAUGGCUCUA
Messenger RNA from Jatropha curcas, 3020 nucleotides. RefSeq names its product phosphatidylinositol 4-kinase gamma 7. The record is from RefSeq and is a predicted model, not a curated record. Lineage: Eukaryota; Viridiplantae; Streptophyta; Magnoliopsida; Malpighiales; Euphorbiaceae.